AUGAACAGGUUCUGUAUCAACAAAAGUGACAUCACUUCAACUUUGACCUUUACCCGUGAUGAACACACGCAGGACCCUUAUACUCCUGUGGUAAACGAAGAUCAAAUAUGGCGGAAACAGUAGACACUUCAAAUCACAGUGAGGAGGAGGAACACAGGACAGGAAUGUACGUGUGUUAUGUCCAAGGAUCUUGCAACAUUUUUGAAGGAUCCCAAUUCAGAUCCAGACACUAAGGAAUCUAUUUACAAACUUAUGUUUGAUUCUCCAUCUGAGUCGCCUUCUGAAUCACCUGCCUCAGCUGCAUUGCAUCCUGAAUCAACAGUUCCUAUGGAAGAUGGUGAUCAAAAGGUUCACAUAUGGGACGAAAGUGAAGAAAGGCAACUAAUUUUCCAACGAACUAAUAUGGAUGAAGCCUUCGAUAAAAACAAAAAUCAUGACACGUUAUGGAAUAAAAUUUCUGAAAACAUGAAUGCUGAAGGAAUCAAGGUUUCUAAGCUCCAAAUCCUGAAUAAAUUUAGAAAUAUGAAAAGAAAAUACAAAGAAACUAUCGACUUAAAUAAGCAAACUGGAAAUGAAAGAAUUGAAUAUAAGUACCAAAAAGAAUUCGAUAAUUUAUUUGGCAACAAACCAUCAACCAAAGCAACAGUAUCGUUUGACAGUGGUGCAAGUGUUGCAAAGCAAGAGAAAGAGAUACCGGUAACUGUUAAGAAAACAACUGAUAAAAAAUCAACUCACCCAAAGAAAAGGUCAGCAGAAAUGAUUUAUACUAAAAUGGAAACUAUGCAUAAAGAAAUGAGGGAACAGAUGCAAAGGCACCAGGAAGAAAAGCUGCAACGCUUUGAUAGACUUCUUGAUAUUUUCGAGAAAUCUGUUGAUAAAAAGUAA
Saccostrea cuccullata (small rock oyster) is the source of this 885-nucleotide messenger RNA. RefSeq lists its product as uncharacterized. The transcript has 5 exons. The record is from RefSeq and is a predicted model, not a curated record. NCBI's taxonomy places the organism in Eukaryota, Metazoa, Mollusca, Bivalvia, Ostreida, Ostreidae.